This is a messenger RNA of Pieris brassicae (large cabbage white), 3999 nucleotides long. It is a transcript of the gene Ubx, whose product is annotated as homeotic protein ultrabithorax. Lineage: Eukaryota; Metazoa; Arthropoda; Insecta; Lepidoptera; Pieridae. Gene Ontology annotation, cellular component: nucleus. Gene Ontology annotation, molecular function: DNA-binding transcription factor activity, RNA polymerase II-specific; RNA polymerase II cis-regulatory region sequence-specific DNA binding. The transcript is spliced from 3 exons. The record is from RefSeq and is a predicted model, not a curated record. Gene Ontology annotation, biological process: anterior/posterior pattern specification; negative regulation of transcription by RNA polymerase II. Bases 335 to 1096 code for a protein of 253 amino acids.
CCGAUACUGAAUCCCUGAAACGAUAACCCUUCACUCCACACGUGACUCUCACCUCCCGCCCGCCACACGCGGGACCGUUUAAAAACUCGUAAAACCGCACGCGCUUCAAAGUCGUAAAAUAAUCGUAAAAAGUAAACACACGUCAAGCGGCCUUUAUCGCUGGCGAAGCCCAUUAUGACGCUUGAGUGACGUUUAAUAGGCAAUAAAAUUAAUAAAAUUUAACAUUGACUGUCUUUAUUCGGAGUGACGGCGGAGGUCGCGUUAUCAGGGCGCGUGGAGCCGCAAUGACAUAAGUGUUCCCUAACUGAGUGACGAUAGUGACAGUGACUUCACCAUGAACUCAUAUUUUGAACAGGGCGGUUUCUAUGGUGCCCAUGGAGUGCACCAGGGUGGAGGUGGUGGAGACCAGUACCGUGGGUUUCCCUUGGGGCUCACGUACGCGCAGCCACAUGCUCUACAUCAGCCAAGGCCACAGGACUCGCCAUACGAUGCGUCUGUGGCGGCUGCUUGCAAGUUAUACGCUGGAGAACAGCAGUAUGGAAAAGCAGAUUGCUCAAAGACUGGAGCAGAACAACAGAAUGGCUAUGGAGGGAAGGAAGCGUGGGGUUCAGGGCUAGGCGCGUUAGUAAGGCCCGCCGCUUGCACCCCAGAGGCAAGGUACAGCGAGUCAUCCAGCCCCGGAAGAGCUUUACCUUGGGGGAACCAGUGCGGCUUACCAGGGUCAGCAGCAGCAGCUCAACCAGUCCAACAUCAACCCACCAACCACACCUUUUACCCAUGGAUGGCCAUUGCAGGAGCAAAUGGCCUCAGAAGACGAGGGAGACAGACGUACACAAGAUAUCAGACGUUAGAAUUAGAGAAAGAAUUCCACACGAACCACUACCUCACGCGAAGGAGACGUAUCGAAAUGGCCCACGCACUCUGUCUCACGGAAAGACAGAUAAAAAUAUGGUUUCAGAAUCGAAGGAUGAAGUUAAAGAAAGAGAUACAGGCAAUAAAGGAGUUAAAUGAACAAGAGAAACAGGCGCAAGCACAGAAGGCUGCUGCGGCUGCGGCUGCGGCCGCGGCGGCAGCUCAGGGACAUCCCGAGCAUUAGGUGCGCGCGUACUACCUACAAUAAUAAUUACAGUGAUACGAUUGCACUCUGCAAUUCAAACAAUCUCUAGCCGUUUGUGUUUGUAAAUUGUUUGUAAUUAUUUUCGUUAUUUAAGUGUUGUUCGGUUGUUGUGAUUAUUUUUUAAAUUUAUUAACUCGAAUUUGACAUGUUCACUUUUGUAUGUGCGAUGAAUAAACUGUUAAUGUUAGAAUAGAAACGGGUCGUAUUAUUUUGUGUUUUGGGUUGUUUUUGUUGAUUUAUUGAAUUAUUUACAUAUAUUUUAAUUCGCGCUAUCGUCUUAGAUGUUCGCGUUUGGAAAACCAGUGCAAUUUGUAGAAAUCUCUUCCGUGUAUCAUAGUGUUGCUCUAUCGUAGAAUAUGAGCAGAGGCCGUCGCUGGCGGUGAAAUGGACUAUAACAUUGUACAAAUUAAUAUGCCUACCAAAGAGACCCGGUCUCGUACCCUUAAAGCUAAGUAAGAGUCAUAUUAAGUUAGAUUAUCGUUUCGUACCAGAGUCGUGUGCAAACAGUCUAACCGCGCCAUCACCCCUCAAUACUCUCGCAUAAGAAUAGUGUAACGUGAUCGUGUUCCUGCAGUUGUAAUAGUUGGUGAAGUUAAACAAAUUGCCAUAAAUAUAAGUAGGUAUUAUUUUAGCGCAUAGCCGUGUAAAUAGUUAGGGUUAUAGUCGUGAAAGUGAUGAUGUUGAAUGCGCCGGCGCCUCGGAAAGGGCAGAAAAAGGCUUCGGAUGGAGUGCGGGCAAAGAGAGGCAGUGAAGGGCGAGUGGAGAGGGCGGGAGGGUGCCGCCGGCCACCGAACAGGACUAGGUGGUCGUCAUGUUAUUAAACAUUUAUGCUUGGUAGGCCUAAACGCAGAGCGGACUUAAUUCGACACACGAAGUAAUUUGAUAUAUAGAACGAAAAUUUUAUCAUACCCGUUUAACAACUGCAUUUAUCAAUGCGUUCAAAAUAAGAAUUUGUUAAGGCAUAUAGCCAAGUUCGCGUCCACUCGCCUGACACAAUUUGACAUCACGAGGUCAAAAUAUCAAAGUCAAAUAUCGAAUAAAUUUUCCUUUGAGCCCACACGAUCGCUUAGGCAACCGACUACUGAAGAUUUAUUGUCAAAAAUUUCCCGUUAGUAACGCUCAGCGAGCACUCCGCGUAUCACUAUUUCACAAAUAAAAGAACCAGUCGCGAUAAUAUCGUCGACUAUAAAUUAUAUAUGAAAAAUACACGUACAGCCCGCUUAUUUAUCGCUUAGCUUGAGUUAUGUUAAUCUCAAUGAUUAAUAUUGAUUAAUAUUAAUUAGCUUUCGAUACAGAACGUGAGAGGUAGGUUUGAAAGGGGGCGUGUACGAGUUCAAAGUUGCUAUCAGUUAGGCUAAUCUGAUACGGUGGCUCCACUAGGCAUAGGUCGAGUUCCCGCGUUGUCGUGAUAUAUUGUCCAGCAUCAGCCAGCAUAAAUCCUGAACGCCUGCUGAGGUACACGAGACGCGGCCGAGCUGCCUCCAGCUUCAAAUAGAAUUCUGUUUUUAUUUAUCGUGCGAAUCGUACCGUAUCGAUCACUCCAUCUGCUAAACGCGAUCUCGGCUCGAAUUGUAUGGAAUUAUUGCUUCAAUUUUGAAUAAUGUACAAAUAGGUCAGGUUUUCUGAUGACUUGCCAUUUAACGAUAACCAUUGAUGUAUAAGUAGUUGCUUUCUCAUCAACGCUUGGUCGCGCUUCACUUCAAUGGUCAGAAUGCGUUAAUGAAUAUGUAAAUAUGUACUAGUGUAUAUUAAAUCUGAAACUCAUGUACAACGUCUGUAUACGGUCAGAAUUAUCUUUAUUAUAUUAUAAUUAAAUGUUUGUGGAAAACCUUUGGCGAUGUGACGUAUUAAACAAAUGUGGUAUAAAAUCAAUAAUUUCGUUACCUAUACAAAUAUUAAUAACGCUUAUUGAUUUUCAAACUAGAAAAGGGAAUUUCUGUGAACGUACGUCACACCUGCCAGUCGAAAUACGUAAAAAAGGCUUUAUUACAAAAAUAUUCCAUUUAAUUAGUCGAUAGCUUAACUUAUUCUUAACUUACUCACUUAAAUGACAAACAAAACUAGUUGUGCCCAGUAUACGAAUAGCUAAUUUAAUUAAGUUAUAUCUAAUAUAAUUUAUUUUAAGAUACAGUAGUUGUAAUAUUUUUGGAUUCCUAUAACAUACGUACGUGUAAUAUCACAAAGUAGUUUAAAAGUCGUUUGAAAUUUGGCCAUGAUUCUUUCGUAUUUUUUUUUAAUAUUGUAUGUGCCAAAUUAUUCCUUUUUCUUUUUUACAAUAAUUUAAACUCACAGUUCCUUUAUACAUACGAAUGGAUUUUAAUACGUAUUCAUUUAGAAAGAAUCUGAGCCUAAGUUUUCUUGUGACUUAUUUUGAAUAUAUUGUAAAUAAAUGGAUUAUAUACAUAUUUAUAAAGCUUUCUCAUUUAUAUAGGGGUUAUAUAUUAGAAUCACCUUGUGUUUUGCCUGUACAGUGAGUACAAGUUUCAUCGAAACUAUCGAGACUUUUGAAAAUAUUUGAUUAAUCCGAAUCCGAUUUUUAAAUUGAUUUUAAUACCGUAUUACACAAUCACAAUUGCGUCUUAAUUUUAUUCGAAAAUUAACAAACACGACUAUUAAUGUAAAAAUAUUUUUUAGUACAUUUAUUAUUUGGAUUAAACUUGCUCACGAUUAUAUACGUAAAAUUGGUCAUUGAAGCAUUUCAUACGUAAAUAGUUAGGCACAAUUUAUAGUAAUGUAUAAUAAUUAAUAUUAAUUAGAUUAUAGAGAAAUACUUAAACUUGAAAUCUAGUUGAAAUGAUUUAUAUGUUUGUGUUUGAUGAUUGUACUGUGUGAAAUGUUGUAUAAAAUUAUACGAUUUAUCACUUAUAAUAUAUAUUUGAAUG